CUAAGAGUUAUCAGUUGUAAACCACUUUAUCAAAAUUUGAAAGCUAUGCAGAAUAAUAAUAGACAGGUUGGUAAGAUUGCGAAAAGGCGGGCAGCAGACGCGAAAUACCCGAGGUUGUUUGGCUGUUUCCGAGCAACCUAUUACAAAAGGUUGAGGAAAUUAAAAGCACAGUUUAUAAAGAAGUGUCAGUUACCGAGCUGUGACGAAGAGACAGACAAUCCAGUUGUCUUCACAGAAUCGCGUACUAACGUAGCUACAGAGCAGUGGGCUAAUAUAGUCACAGAUACAGCUACUGCUUCAUGUAGUUACGUUCAGUGUUCAGACAACACAAUCAGUGGUAGUAUCUGUUUAAUUAUUAAAAUCUUCAGCCGUUCAUCUCUUGAUGAGAGAACAGUUAGCCAGAAUGGUCAUUGAAAUGAUGAAAGGUAGUUAUAUAAGCAUAAAGAAGGUUGACCAAAUAUUGGACUUUUUUCGUACGCGGUAUCCAGAACGUCCAACGUCCGUCCGGAGUGUUCUACGUCGAUGCAACGACGUGGAGCCUAAGAUUCUAGAUUCUGGAACGUAUUACCACUUGGGAUUGAAAUCAAGUCGUUUGAGAAUUUCAGAACAUUGUCUACGGAGAAUCCGUUUCAACGAACUUCAGUUGCAGUUAAACUACGACGGUCUAAGUUUGUUCAAAAGCUCUAACCAACAGCUGUGGCCGAUCCUAGGUCGCAUAGUAGCUCCACUAGUUAGUAGUGUUUUCGUAGUUGGGAUCUACGGUGGUGAAGUAAAACCAUCUGAUUUCAACGACAUGCCAGCAACACUUAUAACAGAGUUACAGGAGUUACUGAUACAUCAAAGUGGAAAGUACAUCUUAGUUGACGAUAAGGAGAACAAGCAAGUGGUCUGCAUUCCUAACAAAUGGCUCCUGAACAACAACCAUUACGUUUAUCGGGAUGAUGUUAAUGAGCAGGACAUUAUUGAGGGUGUCGAUUUUGGUAAUCGAUUCUGCGUCAGGAAAUGCACCGUUAUACAUCGUUGUGACAACUACAGUGUUGCCCAGCAAAUCAAAGUGUGUUUAACAACAGCAUUGGGCUACAAUAAUAAUAACCUUAGUAGAAACGAUGAAACACAGCCCUGUGAAGCCGAAAAGCCAAAGAGAACUGUCAAACGAAAGCACAAGAUUUAUCUAUGCACCUCUGAAGAACUAGAGGUUGCUGAGGUUGAGGCUGGAUUUGCCCCGGUGGGAUUUCCAGUCGUCAACAUUUUAACAGGAACCUUUUCUCCGAUUGCGAGUUCAUCAAAAGCUGACGUAUCAUCACUACCACUUCCACGUUCGUCGACGGAAGUUGAUAAACCUUUGUGCGAUGAUACAAACAAAAUGUUAAGAACGCUCCUGAAAUCGGUCAGUGAGCUGUCUACGAAAAUAGACAAAGUCCUAAUUUUGUGUGAACGCUUAGCCAUGGGUGUAACCGACAGGCGUACAGAGGGAAUGGAUAGUGAUGCUAUACAUUUCCCAUUAAGAACGCAUGAGGAGUUGCGUUCUUUAGAGGCAGCUUUAGAAAAUCAAAAAUACCGAGAUCGUUUCGUGGCAAGAUUAUGCAACCUAAUGUGUGACAAUACUCGGAAAUCAGCUAAAGCUUGUCUUCAAUACCUCCUGUCGCCGGAACUCGCGAAUACUUACACUUUGCACGGAACCAGAAGAAAAUCCGGGAUUAGUAAAUACAGAUUUUACUCCACGGUUCAAAGUGCUUUGUGUUCACAUUUCCGGAGUGCGACCUGUUCGGAAAAGGAGAUCACGCACGCCAUGGCUGCAGCAAUCCAGGCCUUCUUGCAUGACGUAAGAGAUAAAGUGCAUAAACGUGGAUGGCGAUCCAAAGAAAGGCUGGCUUCGCAGGCUUUAUCAGACGUAACUAAUAUUAUCAAUGACAGUUCUACGUCUACGUAAGGUGUUGCUGUUACAACGCAAUGUAAAACUUUGUAUAAAUGAAUCAUUUGUAAUUUUAUUAACUUUAGUAAAUAUUUAUAUAUCUCAUAAA
Schistosoma intercalatum is the source of this 2021-nucleotide messenger RNA. The record is from the annotation of a GenBank genome assembly. Lineage: Eukaryota; Metazoa; Platyhelminthes; Trematoda; Strigeidida; Schistosomatidae.